Messenger RNA from Prunus armeniaca (apricot), 813 nucleotides. Lineage: Eukaryota; Viridiplantae; Streptophyta; Magnoliopsida; Rosales; Rosaceae. The record is from the annotation of a GenBank genome assembly.
AUGAAGUCACCUGCCACAACAAAGGAGAUACAAAGUCUAACGGGUAGGGCGGCAGCUCUCAACCGAUUCCUCUCUAGAUUUACCGACAAAUGCAGGCCAUUUUUCAAAGCCUUGAAGAAGGGACACAAAGAUAAGUGGGAUGACGAGUGUGAAGUAGCUUUUCAAAACUUGAAAACUUACCUCACUUCACCUCCAUUGCUCUCAAAGCCGAUACCAGGCGAAGAUUUGUACAUCUACCUAGCGGUGUCCGACUCAGCUGUCAGCUCAGCUCUCAUCCGAGAAGAGCUGGGGGCACAACAUCCGGUAUUCUACACUUCAAAAGCUCUCCUCGAUGCAGAGACUCGCUAUCCGAAAAUGGAGAAGCUCAUUUUUUCGCUUGUGGUUUCUGCGAGAAAGUUAAGGCCCUACUAUCAAGCACACCGGAUAAUUGUCAUAACAGAAUUUCCUUUGAGAUCGAUCCUUCACAGCCCCGACGCUUCUCAGCGACUCAUGAAAUGGGCUAUCGAACUCAGUCAAUACGACCUCCUCUACCGGCCGAAGACUGCUAUAAAAGCCCAAGCUUUAGCAGAUUUUGUUGUAGAGUUUACUCCGACAGCCGAAGAAGAGAAGAUGGUUACGAAAAGCAAAGAAAAAGCGGACGACACCUCCCCCACCGAUUCGAACCUACCUAACGACAUGUGGCAGUUGCAUGUAGACGGAGCAUCAAAUCACAAGGGAGCGGGAGCAGGAGUCGUCAUAAUCACCCCAGACGGAACCUUGUUGGAACAAGCUAUCACACUAGCCUUUCUCUUCAAACAACGAGGCAGAAUAUGA